AUGGAAAUACCAGAAAAAAAUAUAUUAUCUCCAUUGCUGCACCAUUCAGACUAUUUGAACGAGAGUGCUGACAACUGUACACGAGCGGUUGUGCAGGAGAAGCGACGAGAUUCGGCACAGAGGCAGUUCGAACCACAGGCCUUCAGGAGGCGGGCUGGAGACACUCACGCGAUGAUAGAAAAGGUAAAGGUUUACAUACGGGUUGUUUUUCUCAAAGUCGGGGAGAUCAACACACUCAAAGAGAAAUAUGCAGCGGAUGUCUUCCUGCAGGCUAGAUGGCGACAGCCUGGAGGCUACACAAUGCGAAGUUCGGACGGGAAAGAGGAGCCGUGGAACCCGCAGAUCCAGAUCGAGAACGUCCUAGGAGACUCCAAAGAGGAGGAGUGGGCCUACACAGACAAGGAGCGGGACGGCGGAAUCCGGGUCUUCGAGUGUCAGCGCAUCAAGGGCGUGUUCGUCGAGAACCUCGAGCUGGAGCACUUCCCAUUCGACACACAGGAUCUCUCUCUAACAAUAUCGUCGGAGUUAACGGAAGCGGAAGUGGAGUUACUAGAAGACGAGGAAGAGUUGAGUAGUGUGAAUAAGCAGAGUUUCGUGGACGAGCAGGAGUGGGCGCUGUACGAACACGUGGAGAUGCUGCCCAGGGCGUCUGUGAAGGAGUACACGAGCUCCAGGGAGAGACACCCCACCAUACUGGCCAGCUGCCACGCCGCUAGGCGACCCGGCUUCUUCAUCUGGAAUAUAUUCUUAAUAAUGAUGCUUAUCACACUGUUGGCGUUUGCGACAUUUGCCGUCAGUAUAGAACACACUCAAAAUCGUUUGCAGUUGUCCUUCACACUGGUGCUAACAGGGGUCGCUUUCAAAUUUGUCGUCAACCAAUCGCUACCUCGAAUUUCAUAUUUAACAUAUAUGGACAAGUACAUUCUGUCGUCUAUGAUCUACAUAGUUCUCGUCUGCGUUUGGCACUCAGUGGCGGGAAAACUGUACGAGCUGGCCAACAAGGAGUUUGCCCAACAGCUUGACUGGAAAGCUCUCAUCUUCUUCGUCAUUAUUUACAUAUCAAGUCACUUGCUUUUUUCAUUCUGGAUAUAUAAAGUCGUCUGGAAGAGACGACGUCUAAUGGUGAAAAAAGAUGAAGCUUACUGCGAUAAAGCAUCAAGGAUCAUACGGGAAGAGUCUGGUGCCAUGAGCGGUCUCAAGAGAAGACGGCACAGCGUCUGGAAUCCAGGGGUUUCCAUGAAGAAGCUUUUUGAUUCGUCAGCUUGACACUUUAUGACAUUUUACAUGUUAAUUAUUGCUAUUUUAAAGUAAGAUUUGCCUGUGCACAUGCUAGGUUAAUAUGCAGAUUUACCUGUAAACACAUGCUAGCAAAGGGUAGGGAGGGGGCGUUUAAUUGAAAAAAAAGACAUUUGUCUCGAUUUAUAGAGAAACAACUUAUAUUUUCCAUAUUAUUGAAGCUUGACUGUGUAUAUACCCGCUUAAGUUGUUUAAGUUCUACAGGGUACAGACACUGUGGAUUUUGAACGUGAUCAAGAAUGACUUACUUGGGAUGUGCUAUGUAAUAUGCCACUUAUAUUAUUGUGGGAUUUUGUUUGGGGGGAGGGUUUUCUUUGGGGGGGGGGGGGGGUCGCUGACCACGUUUUCGUUGUGGACAACCAUGCUAGAAAAUUCAAUAUAAUAGAAAUUCAAGAUGGCUCUAUAAAAUUCAAUAUGACGGACACAAAUAGCAUAUUAGAAACAGCAUAUGGCUUGUAAUAUAUCGGGAGGUUUAUGUUUUUGGGGUUCCUAAAUAUGUUUUAGGAGUACAUUUUGACAUUUCCCAUUACCACAAGACUGUCUUCGGCAAUGAACUUAAAGAAUCUUGAAUUACUUAAAAUACAAACAGAAUCAUUUUUUUUUUUUAGUUAUUGUUACCCUGGUAAACUGUUUAACGCUUCAAUGAACUCAAUUAGAUUAACAUCAGUUUUGUUAUCAAGGUACACUUUCAGAUUAGCAGAAAGAAAGAAAAAAGAAAUGUUUUACUUAACGACGCACUCAACACAUUUUAAUUACGGUUAUAUGGCGUCAGACAUAUGGUUAAGGAC
This is a messenger RNA of Gigantopelta aegis, 2084 nucleotides long. Its product is annotated as cys-loop ligand-gated ion channel-like. Gene Ontology annotation, biological process: chemical synaptic transmission; monoatomic ion transmembrane transport; signal transduction. Gene Ontology annotation, cellular component: neuron projection; synapse; membrane. NCBI's taxonomy places the organism in Eukaryota, Metazoa, Mollusca, Gastropoda, Neomphalida, Peltospiridae. The coding region runs from base 1 to 1266 and encodes 421 amino acids. The record is from RefSeq and is a predicted model, not a curated record. Gene Ontology annotation, molecular function: transmembrane signaling receptor activity; extracellular ligand-gated monoatomic ion channel activity; neurotransmitter receptor activity. The transcript is spliced from 8 exons.